Verticillium alfalfae VaMs.102 is the source of this 561-nucleotide messenger RNA. RefSeq lists its product with no specific name. The transcript is spliced from 2 exons. The record is from RefSeq and is a predicted model, not a curated record. Bases 1 to 561 code for a protein of 186 amino acids. Lineage: Eukaryota; Fungi; Ascomycota; Sordariomycetes; Glomerellales; Plectosphaerellaceae.
AUGGCACCUGUCACAGGCCCCGGCCGACUGAGGCCAGUGGUGUCUUUUGCAGUGCAAGUCGGUAUUCAGCGAGCGGCCUCCUUGGAUCACCCGAGCUUGCACAAGAUUGCCGAACGUCCAAUUCAGUGUAAGCAGCCGUCCAGACAUGGUCAUUUGAGACGCACAAACCCUCCAGAAGAGGAUGGAAACUAUAUCCUCCCCUUCUGCUUGAUGCAGAGGUACUUCCCACGACAGCACUUGCCUUCUGCCUUCUGCCGCUCCUCUGCCACUCCGCUGCCACUCACUCCCUCACCCAACGGCAGGGCAGGCACGCUCAACGUAGCAGGCACGCUCAACCCUCAUCGCCCUUCCGAAUUCUCCGACCUGCUUUCCCACUUCCCAACAUGCCGACAUCCAGGCAUCCAAGAGACACACCUUCUCAUCUCCAUCGUCAACCUACCCUCGCUGUCCAUUGAAUCCUUCGUCUGCAACCCAGACCCCCGGGCCAUCCACUGCAAGGCACCGGAACUCACACGUGUCUCGAGCCAUUCCAUCCCAGGCAGUUCGCUCUCGCAAUGGUAA